Messenger RNA from Cotesia congregata, 501 nucleotides. The record is from the annotation of a GenBank genome assembly. NCBI's taxonomy places the organism in Eukaryota, Metazoa, Arthropoda, Insecta, Hymenoptera, Braconidae.
AUGUCAUUUAGCAAAGCUACUGCAGUAAUACUCUUCGCUCUUAUCGGGACCUCUUGUAAAUACAGAGAGAUUGUUGGAUUAUUUGACAAUGAUGACCUGCAGGACAUCUUGAACGCCAACCCGGCGAUGCCGGAUACCAUAACUAUACAAAAAAAUUAUGUUUAUAACACUCGUCCAAACAACAACGCCAUCUAUGGAUCAAUAGUAAAGCAAACGGAACGAGUAUAUUUACCAGACGACCUCAGUAAGCCAUUCAGGGUGCGAUCGACUACGUGGGUAGAGCCAGGUGGACCGAACGGAAAUCAAAUUUACUACUACCGCUCUGAAUACCCUGGCGACAUGAACAAAGCUGAAGCCAUUUCAUUAAAGCAGAUGUACGGAACAUCUGAACAUCAAUUAUAUCAAGACCCUUAUUCAAAUUAUCAAGCAGCUGAUCAACGGCCGUACAGAUAUGAACCUAGUUCUCAGCAAAGAUAUCCCAAUUACUAUCCGUAUCAAUAG